Molecule: messenger RNA, 2472 nt
Organism: Peromyscus leucopus (white-footed mouse)
Lineage: Eukaryota; Metazoa; Chordata; Mammalia; Rodentia; Cricetidae
Product: copine-5
Exons: 13
Coding region: 31-1272 (413 amino acids)
Biological process (GO): cellular response to calcium ion
Cellular component (GO): plasma membrane
Molecular function (GO): calcium-dependent phospholipid binding
Source: RefSeq, a predicted model, not a curated record
GUCCUCCCUCCUUUCCAGGAUGUGGCCACAAUGCAGUUCUGUGCCAACAAGCUGGACAAGAAAGAUUUCUUCGGGAAAUCCGACCCCUUCCUGGUGUUCUACAGGAGCAAUGAGGACGGAACGUUCACCAUCUGUCACAAGACCGAGGUCAUGAAGAACACCCUCAACCCAGUGUGGCAAACCUUCUCCAUCCCCGUGAGGGCUCUGUGCAACGGGGAUUAUGACAGGACCAUCAAGGUGGAGGUGUACGACUGGGAUCGUGAUGGCAGCCACGACUUCAUUGGAGAGUUCACUACCAGCUACCGGGAGCUGGCCCGGGGCCAGAGUCAGUUCAACAUCUACGAGGUGAUAAACCCCAAAAAGAAAAUGAAGAAAAAGAAAUACGUCAAUUCUGGCACAGUCACCCUGCUUUCCUUUGCAGUGGAGUCUGAGAGCACUUUCCUGGACUACAUCAAAGGAGGGACGCAGAUCAAUUUCACUGUGGCCAUUGACUUCACUGCCUCCAAUGGGAACCCCUCACAGUCCACGUCCCUGCACUACAUGAGUCCCUACCAACUGAACGCCUACGCCCUGGCGCUGACCGCUGUCGGAGAGAUCAUCCAGCAUUACGACAGUGACAAGAUGUUCCCCGCCCUGGGCUUCGGGGCCAAGCUGCCCCCCGACGGCAGGGUGUCACAUGAGUUCCCACUGAACGGCAACCAGGAGAACCCCUCGUGCUGCGGCAUCGACGGCAUCCUGGAGGCCUACCACAGCAGCCUGCGCACCGUGCAGCUCUACGGCCCCACUAACUUCGCCCCCGUGGUCACCCACGUAGCCAGGAAUGCCGCAACUGUGCAGGAUGGCUCCCAGUAUUCUGUUCUGCUCAUCAUCACCGAUGGCGUCAUCUCCGACAUGGCGCAGACCAAGGAGGCCAUCGUCAAUGCUGCCAAACUCCCCAUGUCCAUCAUCAUUGUUGGCGUGGGCCAGGCCGAGUUCGAUGCCAUGGUGGAGCUGGACGGUGAUGACGUGCGGAUCUCCUCCCGGGGGAAGCUGGCUGAACGGGACAUUGUGCAGUUUGUGCCCUUCCGGGACUACGUGGAUCGCACCGGCAACCACGUGUUGAGCAUGGCCCGCCUGGCCCGGGAUGUGCUGGCCGAGAUCCCCGACCAGCUGGUGUCCUACAUGAAGGCGCAGGGCAUCCGCCCACGCCCGCCACCCGCCGCCCCUGCUCAGUCGCCCCCACAGUCCCCAGCCCACUCACCUCCUGGGUCCCCUCUGCACACGAAUAUCUGAAAGCUUGCGGGACCAGGGGCCUGGAGGGCUGAGGCCCCUCUCUCCUUGCGGCCGCCUUCCCAGACUCUUCUUGGAGGGCUGGCAGGAGAUGGGGUGUCCAUGGCCUCACCUCACCUCCUGGCCUCAACUCCCCCCCCCCGCCCAAAUCCAGGGAGCUGGGGGUGGUGUAGAAGACAAGGGGUACACAAGAUUCUGGGGUUGAGUAGAUUCCCCUAGCCUAGGUUGGAUAACCCCAAGACUCCCCUAUUCUUGCAGUCCCGCUGGCCUCUUCCAGCUCCUCUCCCCUCCUGCCCUAGUGGCUAGUGUUCCAGUCCCAUGAGACCCCCUGUCCUGUUUCCAGGGAACCCCAGGCUGGUGGGCUUACCAAGGAUGGGUGUGACCGACCCUCUUAGGGACACCCUAUAUAAACAGAGCCUGUGGACUAUCGCAGACUGUGAUGGGGGCCCUGUGAGCAUAGAGUCCCCUCACAAUCUUCAAAGGCUCGGUGGUAUGCUAGAAUGUUCUAGAUGCAGAGUCGCAGCCUCCUUAGCGCUGUCACAGGUAGCUUGUGGCAUCAAGAUGUCUCUUGCUCGCCUCGGAGGCUACUCACCUGCCGGGCACAGGGCCAGCCCCUGCACUUCCACUUGCCUCCUCUGCCCUUCAGUGGCUCUAGGACCAGAGACAGGAGCCCUGGGCACCAGCCUGUCCCGACCCACAUCCAGCAGGAACCCACCCAGCACAGCCUCUGCUCUCUGGGCCUCAGUGCCCACACCUCUGUGACGACAGGAUUGGUCAGGUGGUCCAGCGUUUCCUGAGCCAUCCUGAGGGUCCAAUUCCAUGCCACACCCAGCCUCCCCAUCCCCUCCUCAUGACCGCCGUCCACACCCAGGCCGUCUCGACUCUGGGGUUACCCCAUUGCAUCCCGUCACCCCCCCCCACUCCACCCCCAGCCCUUCAGUCGUCAAGAGCCCCUGCCCCUGCCAUGGGAGGGUGGCAAGGAGCUUUCCACCUGAAGUCACCCCACUGGCCGACAUCUUUUGUCCACUGGGGCAGGUCUUGCAUGUGUCCCUUAUACCGCAUGGGGUCCCCGCCUGCCAUCUUCCAUCCCAUCCGCCUCUGUCAUGCAUGGUGAUGGUGGUGUUUCUGUCUGGUCCUGUGCCUGUCUGAGACCGUCUCUGUGGAACUUGCCUUAAACGGAAGUAAACCGGUUCUUUUAGUAGA